AUGAAGGCCAAUUACCAGUUCUCCAACCUCUGCGGGACGGUCUACCGCCAAGGCAACGUUGUAUUCACGCCGGAUGGGAACUCAGUUUUGAGCCCUGUGGGGAACAGGGUCUCGGUUUUUGAUUUGGUCAACAACAAGUCGUCUACUUUCGCCUUUGAAAACCGGAAGAACAUAGCGGUUAUUGCUCUCAGCCCCGAUGCGAAAGUACUCAUCAGCGUGGACGAAGACGGCCGCGCUCUCCUCGUCAAUUUCCGCCGCGGAGUCGUCCUGCAUCACUUCAGCUUCAAAAAACCCGUCAAAGACAUCAAAUUCUCCCCCGACGGGAAAUUCAUCGCCGUCACACACGGCGCGCACGUUCAGGUGUGGAACACGCCGAAUCAUCUAGUACGCGAGUUUGCGCCGUUUGUGCUGCAUAGGACGUAUACGGGGCAUCAUGAUGAGGUUUUGAGUAUUGAGUGGAGUGCGGAUUCAAAAUGUUUCAUUACGACGAGUAGGGAUAUGACGGCCAGGCUUUUCACGCUACAUCCUGUUGAAGGGUUCAGGCCGAAGACGUUCGCUGGCCACAAGGAGGCAGUCGUGGCCGCUUACUUUUCCAGCGACUCGAAGACGAUCUAUACCGUCAGUCGCGACGGUGCUGUCUUUACCUGGAACGCCAAACCCUCCGAAGGCCCGUCCGACUCCGAGUCAGACUCAGACAUGAACGAUGCGCCCGUAGCGUCUACUUCCACCACUCCAUCGAAUACGAUAGCCGAGACACGCUGGGGCAUCGCCAAACGCAACUACUUCAACCUCCCACACACAAAAGUCACCAGCAGCACCUUCCACCACGCCUCCUCGCUGCUCAUCAUCGGUUUCUCCUCCGGCCUCUUCGGCCUGUACGAAAUGCCCGCCUUCUCCAACAUCCACACCCUCUCCAUCUCUCAAGAAAAAAUCUCGUCCGUCGCGGUGAACGCGUCGGGCGAAUGGCUCGCCUUUGGUGCGCGCAAGCUCGGGCAGCUCCUCGUCUGGGAAUGGAUGAGCGAGAGCUACGUAUUGAAGCAGCAGGGGCAUUAUUUCGACAUGAACGCCGUGGCGUGGGAGAGGGACGGGAGGUUCGUCGCGACUGGGGGAGAUGACGGGAAAGUCAAGCUCUGGGACACCGGCAGCGGGUUCUGCGUUAUCACCUUCGCGCAACAUACCGCGGCGGUAUCGGCGGUCCAGUUCGCCGCGCAGGGACAGGUGCUGUUUUCCGCCUCGUUGGACGGGACGGUGCGCGCGUUCGACCUCGUGCGGUAUCGGAACUUCAGGACCUUCACCUCGCCGAACCCGGUCCAGUUCUCGUGUCUCGCCGUCGAUCCGAGCGGAGAAGUCGUCGCGGCCGGCUCUGCGGACUCGUUCGAGGUGUUCCUGUGGAGCGUGCAGACCGGGAAGCUGUUGGACGUGUUAUCGGGGCACGAGGGACCCGUCUCGACGCUCGCGUUCUCGCCGACGACGAACGUGCUGGCGAGCGGCUCGUGGGAUAAGACGGUGAGGGUGUGGAACGUGUUCGGCCGUUCGAAUGCGGUGGAGCCGUUCCAGCUUAGUGCGGACGUGCUCGCGCUCGCGUUCAGGCCGGAUGGGCAGGAACUGGUGGUGACGACGCUGGACGGACAGCUCACGUUCUUUUCGACGAACAUCUCGCAGCAGACGAAUGUGAUUGAGGGGAGGAAGGAUGUGGCGGGGGGGAGGAAGGCGGACGAUAGGAUGGCGGCGACGAAUUCGAGCUCCGGGAAGGCGUUCAAUAGCGUUGCGUAUUCGGCGGACGGGUCGUGUGUCCUCGCGGGCGGGAACUCGAAGUACGUCGUCCUGUACGACGCGAGGGAAGGCGUGCUCCUCAAGCGGUGGCAGAUCUCGGAGAACCUCAGUCUGGACGGGACGGAGGAGUUUUUGGAUUCGAGGAAGGUGAACGAUGCGGGGGUGAAUACGGAUCUGAUCGAUGGAAGGGGAGAGGAGUCGGAUUUGGAGGAUAGGAUGGAUACGAGCUUGCCUGGGGCGCAGAGGGGCGAUUUGAGCAAAAGGAGGUAUAGGCAGGAGGCGAGGACGAAGUGUGUGAGGUUUUCGCCGACGGGGAGGGCGUGGGCAGCUGCGUCGACGGAGGGACUGCUCGUUUAUUCGUUGGACGAUGCGAUCGCUUUUGAUCCUUUUGAUUUGAGCAUGGAUUUGACGCCGGAGGCGGUGGUGGAGACGGUCGAGAGGAGGGAGUACCUGCAGGCGUUGGUCAUGGCGUUUAGGCUGAAUGAGAAGGGCUUGGUGAGGAAAGUGUAUGAGGCGGUGCCGUAUGAGGAUAUCAGACUCGUUUCGAGGGAGAUGCCGCGGGUGUAUGUUGGGAGGUUGUUGGGAGUGGCGGUGGAAGGUCUGGAGGGAGGUCCGAGAUUAGAAUGGGGGUUGAGGUGGGUGAGGGAGGUGUUGGGGGCACAUGGAAGGUGGGUUAGGGAGCAUGGGGUGGAGAUGGCGAGUGUACUCAGGGAAGUGAGACGGGCUGUGGGCGAGUUUGAGGGUGCGGUCGCGGGGUUGUGUGAGGAGAAUACGGCGACGCUGAGGUAUCUUAUUGAUCAGUCAAAGGCGAAGGAGGCGGCGGGGGCGAGGAUGGAGGUGGAUGUGGUGGCGUAGGCGUUGAUUUAAAAGUAUUUUACAGUACAGUACCGUAUUAUCUACCUGCUACAUGUAUCGCUGUAUUUUUCCGUGCCCGCGGUGGAGACCGCAGCGGCUGGAGCUGAGAAGGAUGAACGAAUG
Stereum hirsutum FP-91666 SS1 is the source of this 2751-nucleotide messenger RNA. Its product is annotated as WD repeat protein. The transcript is spliced from 6 exons. The record is from RefSeq and is a predicted model, not a curated record. Lineage: Eukaryota; Fungi; Basidiomycota; Agaricomycetes; Russulales; Stereaceae. Bases 1 to 2628 code for a protein of 875 amino acids. Gene Ontology annotation, molecular function: protein binding. Gene Ontology annotation, biological process: ribosomal small subunit assembly; maturation of SSU-rRNA from tricistronic rRNA transcript (SSU-rRNA, 5.8S rRNA, LSU-rRNA). Gene Ontology annotation, cellular component: Pwp2p-containing subcomplex of 90S preribosome; small-subunit processome.